Molecule: messenger RNA, 3435 nt
Organism: Fusarium verticillioides 7600
Lineage: Eukaryota; Fungi; Ascomycota; Sordariomycetes; Hypocreales; Nectriaceae
Product: cytosolic Fe-S cluster assembly factor NAR1
Exons: 1
Coding region: 373-2097 (574 amino acids)
Biological process (GO): iron-sulfur cluster assembly
Cellular component (GO): cytosolic [4Fe-4S] assembly targeting complex
Molecular function (GO): 4 iron, 4 sulfur cluster binding
Source: RefSeq, a predicted model, not a curated record
UCGCCGUGUCCGGUCCUCCGAGGAGUUAUACAAAGCCAGGCCCAUGUGUAAUGCCAUCCCGGGAUUAAGUGACUAUCAGAAACAUUUCAUACCUUAUCUCUGGACUGAAUUUGACACCUUUUUGGUCAGAUAUCAAUUUUUCCUCUCUUUAAUCUUCCAUUGCUGCAAACUUCAGGAAAAGACUGCAGGUUUAUUUGUCAGCUACCUAGGUAGUUUGCUCCAGUCAUAAUUACGUCCAAGUCUCCAGUUAAAAAUUCCCGAGAGGCAACUCCCACUUCGACCAGAAUAUCCUGCCAUCGAUAGGCUCUCACACUUCCAACGAGGGCAUCUCCUCCUCUACCUCAUACAACAUCUCCUCAAAUAACCAGCACUAUGAGUGCCAUUCUCUCCGCCGACGACCUCAACGACUUCAUCUCUCCUGGCGUCGCUUGCAUCAAGCCCGUCGAGACUCUCCCCGCUGCCCCGCCCCCGCAAUCUCUCGAGACCGAAGUUAUACUUGACGGCCAACAGCCCGCUACGAAUUCGAAUGCGCCUGCUCAGAUCUCCCUCACAGACUGUCUAGCCUGCUCUGGAUGUGUUACAUCUGCCGAGGCUGUCUUAGUGAGCCUCCAGAGCCAUGCCGAAGUCCUCGCAACUCUUGAUUCAGCCCCAGCCCUGAAGUUGGUGACAGACGAUAGUGGCAAGUUCAGAGUGGAAGGGCUCGAGGAAGAGAACGCAAAGCUCUUCGUUGUCAGCGUGAGCCCUCAAACAAGGGCCAACUUAGCGGCAGCAUGUGGCGGAGGUGUAUCAGAAGGCGAUGCCGGGCACAUGCUGGACAACCUCUUUCGUGGUCCCUCUGGAAUCGCUAGUGGCGGCAAAUACAAUAACGAGUUCACAUGGGUGGUUGAUACCAAUACUGCCAGAAAGGCAGCCCUCGUUCUUGGAGCAGAUGAAGUUCUUGGCACCUCUCAGACCGGAACCGCAACCCCAGUCAAACCCAUAUUAUCCUCGUCCUGCCCCGGUUGGGUGUGCUAUGCGGAAAAGACACACCCCCACGUUCUACCCCAUAUUUCAAAGGUGAAGUCACCACAGGCCCUAAUGGGCACAUUACUAAAAACAACACUGAGCCGAAAGCUGGGUAUUGCACCUGGCCGCAUCUGGCAUCUGGCUGUUAUGCCCUGCUUUGACAAGAAACUGGAGGCAAGUAGAGAGGAGUUGACUGAGGAAGUCUGGGCGGAAGGGGAUACCGGGGGACGCGGGGUUCGCGACGUUGACUGUGUUAUUACAAGCAAGGAGAUUCUCAUGCUCGCCGAGUCAAGAGGUCUCAACUUCUUCAAUCUCCCCAAGACACCGCUGCAGAGCAAAUGUCUAACCCCGUUCCCUGAUCCAAAGCUCCACGAGUUUCUUUUCCCCCGUACACGGACCGGAAAUUCACCUCGCGAGGCUGGCACUUCAGGGGGUCUUCUAUAUCAUAUCCUCAAGAGCCGGGUGGCACAGAGUCCUGGCGCAGAGAUUGUGCAUACACGCGGCCGUAACGUUGAUGUUGCUGAGUACUCAAUAUUGGUGAAUGGCGAGCCAGUCUUCCGUGCUGCCCGAUAUUAUGGCUUCAGAAACAUCCAAAACCUCGUUCGAAGACUAAAGCCGGCCAGGCCGUCUCGAAUGCCUGGUGGCAAGCCUUUUGGAAGUGCUCGGAAGCCUGCAGGCAAGGCUGCCUCUCUGGAGUAUAGUUAUGUCGAAGUCAUGGCAUGCCCUGGCGGCUGUACAAAUGGCGGCGGCCAAAUAAAAGCUGAUGACCCUGUUGUCAUGGAAAGAAAGAAUUACUCCGGAAAUCCAGGCCCCCAAGAGCAAAAGAUGUGGUUAUCAGAGGUUGACGAGGCAUAUUUCUCUGAAGACGAGAUGGGCACUGAAGAUUCCGUUGUUGGGACUGCCGAGACUGUUGGUGGCAUUUCCCACUCAUAUAUAAACGAUACCCUGGCGCAUUGGGCGGAAGUUACAGGCAUUGGCUUAGACAGACUGGCGUUUACAACAUAUCGUGAAGUUAUUAGCGAUGUUGGAAAGGACAAAACGACGGAUGAGACCGUGGUGCAGCUAGCCGGAAAGAUUGGAGGUGGGUGGUAGAAGCAAAACAUGUCGAUAGAAAUAAUCAACUGCCCCUGUUGCCUCGAUGAGCGAACCCGAAUCCUCCUCGGCCACUUCCGUCUGGUCCUUUUGGUGAUCGAAUUGGUGCCCGUGGUUGCAAUUGCUGCUGCUCAUCUCGAGGAGUUGCACUCCUACCAGGUGAUGGAUGAUCUGGCUGGCGUCUUUGAGGAGGAUGUUCGGGUUUUGGGCUGAAGUUGGGGUCGAAUAGUUCGCGCCCCGAGCCUGACAUGUUCUGCAUUCUUCGUGGGGCAUCAAACGCACGAUUUUCAGGCUGGCGGUUGUCGAUCUGUCGCGUGUCGUUAUUCCUGUAACCGCCCCUUCCUCGGCCACGGCCGCGACCAGCGUAUCCAUCUAUCUUGGGCGGGGUGACUGUGCCAGGUGAUGAGGCUCCUGAGGAUGGUGUUGAUUCUCCGAAGAUCUUGGCUCUGGCUUCUUCGUAUCGACGUUGCUUUUCUUCUCUGUCUCGCUUCUGCUUUGCUCGCACUUCUUCUGGGCUCAUCGGCACCUCCUUCUUUGUUUCGUUAUCGUCAUCUAAUGAAAGGCUGGACAUCCCUGCUGUAGCAUCGCGCUUGGCGAUGAUGGGCUUUCGGCUGAGCACUUUGACUUGUGGUUUGAACGGGGUUGUGAGAGGAAUUCCCGAGUUUGAACCAGCCUCGAUGUAGUGGAAGGUUUGUGGUGUGUCGCUGUUGCAAGGAAUCCUCAAUGUUAGUAACACCUAGACAUGUUGCUGAGGUUGGAGGGCUUACGCAGAUUCCCACAACUUGCGAUUCUGCUCAGCGUGUUGCGCCAGGCGCUCCGAUUUGGACAAAGGCACUGGCUGUGUUGGCUGUUCGGGUUCACUGGCCAUCUUGUCUGCCUGAGCCUCCCAAUCAUCCUCCCAGGCGUCAGGGAUCACUGCGGUAUUCUUGCCCAUGGCGAAGAGCUUUUUCUUGCGCAAGGAUCAAUCUUGCUUAUUGUGUAUAUGUCAACGCCGUCGUCUUCGUCGGGGGAAAAGAUGCUUGAUAGUGUUAUUGGAGAUCGUGAAGUUGGGCAUGGAGUUGAGAAGGUUCAGCCAACAAUUAAUAUUUGUUCGGUUGGGUUAGUAGAUUGGAAAAGAAAGAAAAGGACGGGCAAUGCUGGUGGGUUUUUGGUUAAGUUAGGCCCAAAAGCUGAGCUGAGCUGGCUUAAAAUGGAUUCACGACGUCAGGCACCUGCAUUGUCUAGGGUUUUUUAUUUAGGCGUUUUCUGCUCAAGGCCCCGAGUCUCGGUACGUAGUUUAGCUCAAAGCAGGGAUACCAAGACAAACAGAGAAAGAAAUAAAAAUCGUCUGUAUGCAUA